AUGCCAUUGCGAAAGUGGGCAUCCAACUCACCAGAGAUCACCAGCAAAAUCCCGAUGGAACAUCGCGAUACAACUUUACAGAUUGGUGAGAAGCAGGCCAUCAAGUUGCUCGGCCUGGCUUGGUGCCCUACAGAGGAUACGUUCCAGCUCGUAGUCCAAGAUGAGUUCUACGAGCCUUUGGGUUCAUUGGAGAAACGACGUUUAGCAUCCAAAGUUGGCAAGCUGUAUGAUCCUAUCGGGAUCCUCCAACCAGUGAUAGUCACCGGAAAGAUUCUGCUACAAGACCUCUGGCGAGAUGGCUUCGGAUGGGAUGAAGCCGCAUCUCCUCGCAUGAUCGAAAGCUGGAACGGAUUCGCCAGCCACCUGCCGCUUCUCAGACAGCUCCCAAUCCCAAGGAUGGCGCUGCCCAGCGAACCUCAGGACGCGAUCAUGUACGGCUUCAGCGACGCUUCUACGAAGGCUUUUGGAUGCGCCAUUUACCUUCGCUUUCUGGACGGUGAAGGAAACCCGCAAUCUCGGUUGCUGUGCUCCAGGUCGCGACUGGCACCCAUCGAAGAGGUGACUUUGCCGCGACUCGAACUGCAAGGAGCUCUGCUCCUAGCUCGCUUUUAUGCCAAAAUAAAGGACGCCUUUGGCACCCGGAUAAGCCAAACCCGUUGGUGGACUGACUCUCAGGUGGUACUGGCUUGGAUACGUUCCGAUAACACCAAGUGGGGAGUCUACGUUAAGAACCGGGUGGAGAAAAUUCACGCUGCCACGAAUCGUCUGGAUUGGAGCUACGUGCCGACGAAACUCAACCCAGCAGACCUCGUGGCCAGAGGACUUCCUGCCAACAAGCUCAUAAACAGCGAGACUGCGAGUUUUUGGCUGAACGGACCGAGUUUCAUAGUCAAUGAUGAAAGGCCAGUUAUGCCUCAACUAAACUACGUGACUGCGUUGGAGGAAGCUGUCGACGCUCCUCUAUUGUUGACGGCCAUGGUGGGGAACGAUUGUGAUGACUUAUUAUCCCAGUACAAGCACCACAACUCGUUCAUCAUGACAAGACGACAUUUCGCGUGGCUCGGUAGAGCAAUCUUCAACUUACGCGCACCCAAAUCCUCCGUGGAGAAAAAAUCAGGACCCCUUCAACUCGACGAAUUGGAGUACGGACUCCAACUGAUAGUACGGGUGAUGCAAGCUACGUGCUUUCCCAAUGAGGUCAAGGAGAUGCAAGACUCCGGGUCAGUCGCUCCCAAGGGUUCGAUGCAGCAUCUCGACCCGAUAGUAAGGGAUAAGAUCAUCUGUGUGCGGGGACGACUAGGAAACUCAGAUCUGGCUGACGACGCCAAGGCACCUUUCCUAGUACCAAAGUCGCAUCCCUUCUCCCGUGUAAUCAUCCGCCAUUUGCACGAGCACAACUUCCAUGCGGGAACUGAGCUGAUCAUGGCCGAAUUCCGUGCGAGAUUCUGGAUGCGAGACCUGCGGAGAACAGUCGUCGGGGUAAUCUCGAGAUGCGUAAUUUGUGCCCGAGCGCGCCCAAGACAAUAUUCCCAGCAGAUGGGACAGCUGCCGUCUGCUCGCGUCAACGUGUCUCCGGCCUUCACCCACACUGGCGUGGACUUGUGUGGCCCCUUCGAAGUCGUUUCAAGUGCUCGAUCAGGCAAGCGUAGAACGGUCUACGUUUGUAUCUUCGUGUGCUUCACUACCAAAGCCACACAUUUGGAGGUAGUGGAAGAUCCGCCAACAUCGGCAUUCAUCUCGGCUUUACUGCGAUUCGUGUCGCUACGUGGACACGAUCUACUCGGACAACGGCCGCAACUUCACGAUGACACGGCCGGUGUCAAAACUCGCUGGAAGCGAGUCCAGAAACUCGCUCAGCAAUUCUGGUCCCGUUUGCGAACUGAGUACCUUGCUCAGCUACGUUGUAGUGCGAAGUGGACGAAACGCACUACAAACUUGCAGACGGGCCAGAUCGUACUAGUCGGUGAUGACAACCUACCCGUUGGACGAUGGCCCAUGGGCCUGGUCGUCAAAACCUACGUGGGACCCGACGGCGUCGUACGUGUCGCUGACAUACGAACAAGCAGCGGCAUCUACAAGCGCAACGUGAGGCUGUUGGCCCCCCUCCCGGUUGAGGCCGCUGAAACGGAACUAUCCAAGGAGCAUUCGGACGCACCUGACUCUUCCGUACCCGACGCAGCGCCAAACGAACAACUUGAGGUAGCAGCAGCGCAGUGUCCUCCUGACUCGACUCCUGGCUACGUGCCGCCGAUGACCCCAGAGCUUGAGGACGACCCUCCACCUACGUGCGGAAUUUGGGACGGUCGCCUGCGUCCCAAAGGGGGGAGGAAUGGUUGUGGGAAAUAA
This is a messenger RNA of Anopheles coustani, 2346 nucleotides long. RefSeq lists its product as uncharacterized. The record is from RefSeq and is a predicted model, not a curated record. The transcript is spliced from 2 exons. Lineage: Eukaryota; Metazoa; Arthropoda; Insecta; Diptera; Culicidae. The coding region runs from base 1 to 2346 and encodes 781 amino acids. Gene Ontology annotation, molecular function: nucleic acid binding.